Messenger RNA from Penaeus vannamei (Pacific white shrimp), 636 nucleotides. The record is from RefSeq and is a predicted model, not a curated record. NCBI's taxonomy places the organism in Eukaryota, Metazoa, Arthropoda, Malacostraca, Decapoda, Penaeidae.
AUGCGGGCGGGGCCCAGGAGUUCGCCGGAGUCCCCUGCGGGCGGCGUGCCCCGGGCCCGAGGGUCCAGGGUCCGCGACACGCCCCCCAGCCGAAACCAGGCAGUCCGCUCCCACGAAGCCGAGCCAGUAGCCGGUCCGCCCGGCCCGCCUACCACUGGCACGUCGCCCGCACGCCCGAAGCGUCAGCUCCUCCCUGUCGUUCUCCUCGGCGAACUGCAGGUUCAGCCCUUCCAGUCUUCCGGCCCGGCCCAUCCGAUCCCCUUGGCCGCAAGGAGCACUCAGCGUCGCCGAGAGCCGGCCGACGCGCGCACGGUCGCCGCAGCCGAAGCGGCGCCGCGGACUCGCCGACCGCCGGAGCCCACGCAGUCGCCGCGGCCCGACCUCGGCUCGCCGAGGCCCGACGCACGCACAGUCGCGAGCGCCCAGCAGGACCCGCGCGCCCCGCCCGAGGGACCCGGCCGUCCACGGCGCCGAGCGGCCACGGGUCGCCCACGAGCCUGCGAGACCUGGCGUGCCCACGAGCCGCGCCGCCCACGGCCCGGGACGUCGCGGAUGGCAGAGGAAGACCCCGGAGCGCCUUGCCGCGCGCGCUCCUCCCUCGUUCUCCUACCCGUGGCAAGUCCAAUGCGGCCCUGA